This is a messenger RNA of Syngnathus acus (greater pipefish), 1153 nucleotides long. RefSeq names its product T-cell surface glycoprotein CD3 epsilon chain-like. Gene Ontology annotation, molecular function: transmembrane signaling receptor activity. The coding region runs from base 87 to 572 and encodes 161 amino acids. Lineage: Eukaryota; Metazoa; Chordata; Actinopteri; Syngnathiformes; Syngnathidae. Gene Ontology annotation, cellular component: external side of plasma membrane; alpha-beta T cell receptor complex. Gene Ontology annotation, biological process: positive thymic T cell selection; cell surface receptor signaling pathway. The record is from RefSeq and is a predicted model, not a curated record. The transcript has 5 exons.
CAAUGUGAGCGUCAGCUUGAGAAAGUCAGACAGAAUGCAGCUUGGUCCCAAAGCUUUAUGUAAAUGAAAUCUACAUUUCAGAAGAUAUGUACAACUUUGCGUUGUUUUUUUGUCACCUCCUAAUAUUAAGUGCUGUGGAAGCUAAUACAGGUGCAGUGUCAUUUUGGAGGGAGACUUUCACAAUGACAUGUCCAGAAACUGGGACUUGGUUCAAAAAAGGAGAAUCUGAAUCUCACAAUACAAGCAAAUCCUUAACAGUUGAAGGCAACAACCAAGGUCUUUACCAUUGCAAAUAUAACAAAAGCAGCAAUGAAAUCAAAUAUUAUUUCUAUGUGGAAGGAAAGGUCUGCGCCAAUUGUUUUGAGCUGGACGCAGAACUGUUUGGGAUAUUCAUUGUUGCCGAUGUAAGCAUAACAAUUAUAUUGAUGAUACUCAUCUACAAGUGCACCAAGAGGAUAAGUUUACUGAGUACGAAAGGCCCGGACACACCUUCUCCUGAUUAUGAUGAACUGAAGGCACAAGACCGCUCCCAAGAUCCAUACUCUUUUAUCAACAGCGGCCGAUCAAGAUGAAGCACUUGUGGCUGGCUGGUUACAAGUUAAAACGCAAGACAUACAACUACUAGUAUUCUGGCAACUCCAUAUUUACACAAGCAUGUCACUCAUUUUAUCCGAACCAAUAUUUAGAAAGCUCACACGACAAAGUACGGCUCAACUGGGAAAAAUACCAAAGGUUCAACCUUAUGAUAUGUAGUAUAUUGGAAUAUUUCACGAUCACAUGACGUCGGUGCAUCACACAAUACAUCUGACAAACAUGGUUGAGGGGUUGCAAAGACUCCACAGUGGGACUUAAAAAGGGAAAAAAAUCAAUUGCCCUUGGGUGCUGGAUGACCUCUGAUUUGUUCCAAAGUUGUAAAAAAAAAUGGACUAUGAAAUACUUCCAUUCCUCUUUUAACUAUGCAGUAUUUCAAUUUAAAUUUUGAACUAUCAUAGAAGUGACAUCAUUACUUACCUAGCUUAAAGAGAAGUGCAGAAGAAAGCAGGCAGGUUGCUGAAGGUGACCUAACUUCAUUACCUGUUACACAAGUGGAAAAAUAAGUUAACCUCCAUAUAUUAAAACAAAUAAAUAAAUGCCCACCAAUCACUUUGAUGAA